Molecule: messenger RNA, 1299 nt
Organism: Ambispora leptoticha
Lineage: Eukaryota; Fungi; Glomeromycota; Glomeromycetes; Archaeosporales; Ambisporaceae
Source: the annotation of a GenBank genome assembly
AUGGCGCGUCAAUUGUUCGCAGAAUUAAGAAUUUUGAAGAAAUAUUUGCUUAAUGGCAUCUCUAUAUGUCCCUCUAACAAAUUAUUUGCAAUAGAACGUCGUAAUACAUUUAGCAAGUGUAUGAGGACAAUUUCUUGUCGUUUCCACAAUUCACGGGCUUCACAAAAUAUUUUCUUGAAUUUUGAAAAUUCUCGAGUCAUAAUAUUUAAACGUUGGAUCCAUUCCAGUAAAUCUAGUAAAUCUUUUACAGGUCAAGAACCUAAAGCAGCAUCGGCAGCUACUAUUGCCAAUGUCAUUUCAACCUUUCCCCCUCUUGAAAAACCAAAAGAGAAAGACACAGAGACACUUGUCAAUCAACAUGAGCCAUUGCAAGAUUCUUCUAUUGUAAACUAUAAACCUUUACCAGAAUCCACAUUAUCACAUAUACUCAAAAGUUACAAAGAACUAUCAAAAGCAAAACUUGCCGCCCUUGUGAUAUUGACGACAAUGGGUGGUUACGCGUUAUCACCUGGGUCAACUAGUCUAAUGUGUUUACUAGGCACAAGUGUCGGAACAGGAUUAUGCGUGGCUUCUGCAAACGCGAUUAAUCAAUGGAUUGAAUUUCCGUAUGACGCUCAAAUGUCGCGUACACGAAAUCGAGUUCUAGUACGUAGAGCAUUAACACCAUUUCACGCGUUCGCAUUUGGCACAAUCUCCGGAAUAUCAGGUCUUAUUGUGUUAUCAAUGAUGGCGAAUUCAUUAACAGCUUUGAUGGGCGUUACAAAUAUUCUACUCUACACUUGUAUAUAUACUCCGAUGAAAAGAGCCUCAAUAUUGAAUACAUGGGUUGGUUCGAUUGUUGGCGCGAUCCCGCCGAUGAUGGGUUGGGUUGCUAGCACUAAUAAUCUUGACCCCGGAUGCUGGUUACUCGGCGGAAUAUUAUACGCAUGGCAGUUUCCGCAUUUCAACUCGCUGGCGUGGAAUUUACGCGCCGAUUAUUCGAAAGCCGGAUAUCGAAUGAUGGCAGUCACCAACCCCGCGCUGAACGCACGAGUAGCCCUACGGUAUAGUUUAUUGUUAUUCCCGUGGAGUUACAUGAUACCAUAUAUGGGAAUGACAAGUUGGUGGUUCGCGUUUGAUUCAACAUUGGUGAAUUCUGUUUUGCUAUGGGGCUCUUACAAGUUUUGGCGAAAUUCGAAUGAUAAAACUGCGCGAGAUUGUUUCUUUGCGAGUUUGAUUCAUUUACCUGUCAUUUUUGCACUUAUGAUGUUGCAUAAAAGGUAUCAGAGUGGCGAAAAUCUUGAUGUUCCAGAUAAAUAA